Messenger RNA from Mercenaria mercenaria, 2433 nucleotides. RefSeq names its product protein misato homolog 1-like. The record is from RefSeq and is a predicted model, not a curated record. NCBI's taxonomy places the organism in Eukaryota, Metazoa, Mollusca, Bivalvia, Venerida, Veneridae. Gene Ontology annotation, cellular component: cytoplasm. Gene Ontology annotation, biological process: mitochondrion distribution. The transcript has 4 exons. Bases 85 to 1839 code for a protein of 584 amino acids.
AGAACCACGAUCAAAAACGGUGUAGCCAAUAAAUAUUUCUCAGUGUUUUUGUCCUAUCUGAGCAGUUUCACGCAAUAUUUUAUCAUGUCUGUAAAAGAGGUAGUCACACUACAAGUGGGACAUUAUUCCAACUUUGUUGGUGCCCAUUGGUGGAACAUACAAGAAUCAUCGUUUGUUUAUAGCCAGUCUCAAGUAGCAGGGCCAAAGGAAAUUUGUCAUGAUGUAUUGUACAGGGAGGGGGAGAAUAGACGUAGGGAGGUCACCUUUACUCCAAGGCUUGUUGCAUUUGACCUAAAAGGAAGUCUGAAGACACUUAAACAGGAAGGAGUGUUAUACGAGACAGGAGCAGAAGGGGAGGACAUAAAAUGGAUCGGGGAUGUGACAAUGCACAAAGAAGUCUCCGAACCACGAAACCCAUUCUUAAUGAGUCUGGAAGAGAUUCAGGAGAUAGAAGAUGAAGAUCAGUCCACUUGCAAGGAUAUUACAGAUGACGAAAAAUAUGACAAUACUGUAAACAGCAGGAAGAAAAAGAUUCAGCAGGAUCAUCAGCUGGAAAAAAAUGAAGAUCCCGACAUUUUUGCAAAAAAGGAACACUGUACUAUGGAAGAUCAUGUAACAGUUUGGUCAGAUUUUCUAGGAACUAAUUUUCAUCCGAAAUCUGUACACAUUGUAGAGGAAUACAAGCACAAAGAUGAAUUAAGUUCCUUUGAUUUGUUUAACUCUUCAGAUGAGGUAUUCGCAAAUUAUGAAUCUACUUGUGAAUGGGAGGAUAGAAUCCGUUAUUUCACUGAGGAGUGUGAUAAUUUACAAGGGUUCCAUGUGUUGCUUGACACGCAUGAUGGAUUUGGUGGCCUAGGAGCUGGUAUUGUACGUUAUUUAGAAGAGGAAUUUCCCGGAAAAGGAAUUUUUACAUUUGGUUUCACGCCAGCAGAUGCUCCAGAUGACAGUGCACAGGUUCGAGCGACAAGAAUUAUAAACUCGGCAUUAGCAUAUGAGAACGUGAGUACACACAGUUCUCUGUUUGUACCAGUCUCAUUAGCAUCAAGUCUCUGGAGAAAUUUAGGAAAACCAGUCGAAUUUCCAUACUUGAACUACAAAUCAAUUCCGUAUCAUACCAGUGCAAUUUUAGCUUCAGCUUUGGAUACAUUAUCUCUUCCAUACAGACUUGAAACAGGGGCAAUUGAUUUGAGGGACAUAACUCAUUCCUUUAACACCCAAGGUAGAAAAGUAGCCACACUGAACACUAGUUUUCCUUUAGGACUGUACAAAGAUGAAAGUUUAAUAGACUUUUUCAGUCAGCAUGGUAAGAGGUUUCCAUGGCAGCCAGUGACUCCUCAUGUACAAAAUGAAAAACUGCCUUUCAUUCAAUCAGUGGUGAUGCGAGGUGUGACAGACUCGUUGGUUGCAAGCAAAACAGACCCACAGAAGCUGCCUGAAUAUCUCACGAGAUUAAGUACAAAAGAAGAGGUCUUGAGAAAUUAUCUUGAACAUAUGAGCUGUGGAAAUCUGUUUGCUUCAACCUGCUUAGAAAGUGCUCUGAAAACCAAAACUCCUUAUCCUCAGCUCUUUAGUGAUAAUGUCACUAGCGAUGGAUUCGUUAGUCCAACUUCCAGACCUGCGGAUAAGCAAGUAGACUCUGUGCCUAUGAUUACAUCUUUACAAUGUACGCCUGACGCUGGUAUCGUAAUUAGGCAACUGUAUGAUGCAGUGUCAAGGAUGAACAUUAAGAAACAUCAUAGGCAUUUGUCAGCAGGACUAGAAGAAGAUGAUUAUGAGGAAAUUUUGGCUAAUCUCGAAGUUUUAGCUGCAAACUACAAUACAGAUGCUGAAGCAUUAUAAACACUGUGGCGUACUUUGGAUGUCUUACCAUUGUGACUGUGGUUGCUGUUGAGGAAUAGCUGGUUCUCCAGUGUGUAACAAGCCAGCCAAAGAAACCAAUUGAUACAAAUUAUUGAGAGCCCGCCCGCUUAGCUCAAUAAGAGAGCACAGAUCUACGGGGUUGAAGUUUCGAUCUCCAGGCGGGGCGUACGUUCUCCGUGACGAUUUGAUAAAAGAUAUUUUGUCUGACAUCAUUCGUCUUCCACCUCUGAUUGAUGUGGGGAUGUUGGCAGUUACUUGCAGAGAACAGGUUUGUACUGGUACAGAAUCUAGGAACACCGGUUAGGUUAACUGCCCGCUGUUACAGAACUGAAAUACGGUUGGGACGGCGUUAAACCCAAAGCAAACAAAUUAUUGGUUAUUGUUUUGCUUGAACAAGCAAACACUGGUCUUACUGUGCCUUUGGGCACUGUCAAUCACGCAGAACUCAAUAUUGUAAAAGAAUACAAUUUACAAAUAUAUUACCAUGUCAGUUUGUACAAGAUAAUUAUGUCUCCCCCAACAUCUGUAUCUUUUUACCUUUGAAGGAUUUGAUUAAAGAUCAAAUAGAAAGUA